Andrographis paniculata is the source of this 3588-nucleotide messenger RNA. Its product is annotated as probable disease resistance RPP8-like protein 2. NCBI's taxonomy places the organism in Eukaryota, Viridiplantae, Streptophyta, Magnoliopsida, Lamiales, Acanthaceae. The transcript is spliced from 4 exons. Gene Ontology annotation, biological process: defense response to other organism. Bases 250 to 3348 code for a protein of 1032 amino acids. The record is from RefSeq and is a predicted model, not a curated record. Gene Ontology annotation, molecular function: ADP binding.
AAUAUUGUAGUGAAAUGAAUGAUUCAUCCUUUGAAUAAUUCAACGCAUACGCGGUAGGAUGGAUUUAUUAUGUUACUUAUUUAUUUCCUUCCAAUUUAAUUUAUCUACAUGUUCUGUUCAUAGUCAACUAUUCAUAAGAUUCGAGAACAGAUAAGCUGUUGUAAAUUGUAAUUCCUUCCAAAGCAUGGCCUCAAUCAGAUCAGCUUCCUCUUCCAGCAGGCUCUACAAAGAAUCUAAUUAAAUUACAUAAUGGCUGAAUACGCACUGUUUUGUGUAAGGAGGAGUCUGAAUGAACUGCUGUGCAUACCUGAAUUACGCGUCCGGAUUGAAUUGAUCCAGGAGAAGCUGAGAAAACUGCAGUCCAUUUUACAAGUGGUGGAUGCCCGGCAAGAAGUGGAUGAAGGUAUCCGGAGUUGGGUCGCAGAAACCAGGGAAGUCGCCUACGACAUCGAAGAUCUUCUGCUUGUAGCAAACACUAGUGCUCAAAGGAAAGAAGGAACCAUUUUCAGAAGGUCGCCUUCUAUGUUCAAAGUUCUCCACCCCAAAAUCCAGGAAAUAGAUGAUAAGAUCUCUGCCCUUGAAUCGAGCCAGCGCGUUAGAAAUAUAAAGCCACGCCAAAUAGAAAUACAAAGCCCCAGACCGAAAUGUCUGAAAUUGCAAGAAAAAGGAAGAAGAAUGUACUUGCAUCUUGUCGAGGAAGAUUUCAUAGGGUUGGAUGAUGAUGUUCAAAAAUUGGUUGCGAGAUUAGUGAAGGAUGAUGAAGCCUUCCCGGUAGUCUCCAUCACAGGUAAGGGUGGGAUAGGGAAGACCACAAUAGCUAAAAAGAUUUACCAUCAUGGUGAUGUUCGGAGGCACUUCCAUGGUUUUGCUUGGGCCUGUGUUUCUCAGAAAUGGCAGCAUGAAGAUGUCCUGCAGAGGAUACUCAACAAGCUUGAACCUGAGAAGAAAAAUGAAAUCAAUGGCAUGAAAGCUGAUAUGCUGGUCAAUGAACUUUACCAAAUUCAAAGGAGGAAAAGAUGCUUGAUUGUGCUGGAUGAUGUCUGGGAAAUGCAAGUCUGGGAUAUAUUUAGACCUGUUUUUGAGACAGGAGGAGAACAUGUAAAGAUCAAAGUUUUAAUCACAACCCGCGAUAAAGAAAUCGCACGAUAUGUAGAUAUGGGUGCUCCUUGCUACCUCUAUGAGCAAAGAACUUUGAAUGAGAAAGAGAGUUGGGAACUGCUCAAGAAGAAAGUCAGUCGUGGUGGAUUAAAUAUCGCAGGUAUUUCAUUUGACAGAGGUGAUCAAGGUAAUGGCAGAUCCAUGGAAGAAAAUGAGUCAUCCACAAGCUUUGAAGAGGAUGAUGAUGCAUCAUCAAGUGCAGGAAGCUUCUACUCUUGCUUAACUGAAGAAGAAGAUGAGGAUGAAAUUACAAGUCAGCUUGACACACCACGCUCUGUAGAUUACAUUCAAGACAAGAGAAACCAGAUGGACAUUGAGAGACUAGGAAGGGAGAUGGUGGCGCAAUGCGAAGGACUGCCUUUAGCCAUCGUGGUGCUUGGGGGACUAUUGAUGACAAAAUUGACAGUAUGUGAGUGGAGAACUGUGCAUCAGAAUUUGAAUGCAUACUUAAGGAGGGGGAGAGGUUUCCGCGAGAGUGGAGCAGGAGCAGGAGCAGGAGCAGGAGCAGUGCAUGAGGUGUUGGCCUUAAGUUAUCAUGAUCUACCCUAUCAGCUAAAACCAUGCUUUCUACAUCUUGGAAACUUCCCUGAGGAUUUCAAAAUACCCACUCGAAAACUAUAUCAGUUGUGGUCAGCUGAAGGCUUCAUAUCACCAGAAGGUGAGGAGCACGAAUCAAUCAUGGAUAUAUCAGAACGUUACUUAGGCGAACUGGUGCAAAGGUGCAUGGUUCAAGUACAUGUUGACAAAGCAACCGGAAGGUUCAAGUCCUGUCAGCUACAUGACCUUACAAGAGACUUGUGCCUAGUAAAGGGUAAAGAGGAAAAUUUCUUGAAGAAGGUCCCUCCGCGGUACGAACCUAAGAUAAUAAUUCCUCCUUCUCCAUUAGCAAUAGCAACAUCAGUCAGCAAUGCACGCAGACUUUCGAUAACAGUGGAUUAUGAUUUUGGUAGCUACUUCCCCUCAGGGAAAGAGAUCAGUAAUAAGCAUGUUCGAUCAGCGCUCUUCUUUUCCAGGCUCAGUAAAAGAAGAAACCUUCAGGCUGCCUUGGACUUUCUCUGCGAGGAAUUCCAUCUCCUUCGAGUCUUAGACCUCGAGAGGUUCGACUUUGGUGAAAGGCUGUCCAAAGAAAUAGGGAAUUUAGUAUACCUAAGAUAUCUGAGCUUAAGGGGUUCUAAAUUCAGUAAGCUGCCAUCAUCCAUAUGCAAUUUGAGGUGUUUACAGACACUUGAUCUAAGGGUAUCCUUUCUUGUAUGUCUGAGCAUUCCCGACGUAAUAUGGAAGCUGAAUCAUUUGAAGCAUCUGUAUCUCCCUCCAAACCACACAUGUAAAGCUAAACUGCAGAUAGGCACCUUAAACCAGCUGGAAACCUUAAAAAACUUCGACACAAGUGUUUCAGACUACAGAGAUCUCUUCAAGUUGACAAAGCUUCAGAAGCUAGCAGCAAUUCUGGCUCUAGAGCUUGAAAAUUUAGAACCAUUAAUUAGCAGCCUCAAGUCGAUGAGCCAACACAUCAAAGGCUCAUCUUUCCGUAUCCGCUAUGAUUUUAAGUCUGAGAAAGAGUUUACUGUACUAAGGGAAUUAGUGGGGUUUACCCAUCUCCGGAAGCUGGAUUUGAUUGGAGUCAUGCAUAGCCUACCAGAUCACAGUGAUUUUGCACAGAGCCUCAACAAAUUAACUCUGAGAACAAACAGACUCAACGAAGAUCCUAUGGCUACUCUAGAGAAGCUUUCAAAUUUGUAUUCCUUGAUAUUACGGAAAAAUGUGUUCGAGGUGAAGCAGAUUCGGUGCACUCCUCAGGGUUUUCCUCAGCUCACAAAUCUCGAACUUCAGGGGCUUACGAGCUUAGAGUCAUGGACAAUAGAGGAAGGGGCUAUGCCUAAUCUUUUUAGUCUAAAGAUUGAUGAGUGCAUCAAUCUUAAAAUGCUUCCAGAAGGUAUAAAGUUUAUCACCACGCUCAAGGAAUUGGUGAUUGUCAACAUGCCUGAACCAUUCAAGAAGAGAAUUCAGAAAGUGCAGGGGGAAGGAGGAGAGGAUAGUCAUAAAGUCGAACACAUUUCGUCCAUCACCAUUACUGUGACAAACAUCCCCCACACCAAACAACGAGGGAAACAAUUACCAGGAAGUUCGUAUUCUGGACUACUUCAUAGUGUUUCUCCAGCACUGGUACCAAAAGUAUGGCAGAAUUCAUGAAUGUCGUGACAUUAGGAUGCUUUUAGCAGAUUAUAUAUUAGAGGUCUUUGUAUUGUGUCUCCUACAGGUUGCUCAGGUCCAUUCCAUAAUCUCGAGCAAUCCUAAGUUGAGAGAUAAUUGUUAGGAAAUUAUUCUAGAACUUGAGCUUCAAAUAUCUGCCAAGAAGUGAGAGACUCUGCACAAAGUAGGAAUGUAAUGUUGUAGAAUUAUAUAGUUUUGCUAAUCAACAAGUUCUGAUCC